Colius striatus (speckled mousebird) is the source of this 2661-nucleotide messenger RNA. RefSeq names its product dynein regulatory complex subunit 7 (gene DRC7). The record is from RefSeq and is a predicted model, not a curated record. Gene Ontology annotation, cellular component: motile cilium. The transcript is spliced from 17 exons. Bases 1 to 2547 code for a protein of 848 amino acids. Lineage: Eukaryota; Metazoa; Chordata; Aves; Coliiformes; Coliidae. Gene Ontology annotation, biological process: flagellated sperm motility.
AUGGAGGUCCUGGAGGAGAAGGAGGAAGAGGACCAAAGAGAAGAAGAAGGGCUGAAGGCUUUGGAGAUGACUGAUGACCUCCAGGACCUGGAGGGGAAGGUGUCUGUGGAGCAAGCCUGUGUGCCAAGCAAUGUACUUGAUUUUGACUGGAGUUCCAUUGACACAUCUCAGCUACCAUCCUCCUACAAGACCAAUUCCCUGAAGGAAAAGAAGCUGCUGCAGGUUGCUGCUCACUUCUUCCAGCAGUACACCCACCUCUGCCCCGACCGCAAGCCGCUCUUCCUGCACCCUCCCAACGAGUGUGGUGUGGAGAAGUUUGUGAGCACUACACUGAGGCCAACCCUGCUGCCUUACCCAGAGCUUUACCACUGGGAUGGCUGUGCCAGCUUUGUCUCUGAUUACCUCACCAUGGAGCCCCUCAAGUGCCCCAUCACACCGCCCAGUUCACUUUAUUCCCCAACCACCAUCCUGAAAUACCAGCGAGGGAACUGCUUUGACUUCAGUGUGCUGCUGUGCUCCAUGCUGAUUGGGGCUGGGUAUGAUGCCUACUGUGUGCAUGGCUAUGCCACCCAUGAGAUGUGCACCCUGGAUGAGAGCCUGGCGCUGUGCCCCCUGCUCAGGAAGCCACAGGAGGUACCAAAAGAGGGGAUGAAGAAGUCCAACAAGUAUAGAGUUAAGCCCCCACCAGACCUGCAGAGCAAGUUUGAGCUUCAACAGGAGGCCAAGAAGAAGGCAGAAACUGAAGCUGCUCAAAAGAGGAAGGAAACAGAAGAGCAGGUCAAGGGAGUGGAGAAGCCCAAGCGGGACCCUUUGCGUGGCUUACGGGUGCACGCCUGGGUUUUGGUUCUGGCUGGCAAGAGGGAGGUUCCUGAGGCCUUCUUCAUCAACCCCUUCACAGGCAACAGCCACAGCACCACAGAUGAGCACUUCCUUGGGAUUGAGAGUGUCUGGAACCACAGGAACUACUGGGUGAACAUGCAGGACUGCUGCAAUGGCUGCAAGGAUGUCAUCUUUGACUUGAGUGACCCCAUCCGCUGGGAAAUGAUGCUUUCAGCGAGCAACAAGCCCCUUCAGCUGCUCCCAGAUGCUGAGGAAGAGAAGGAGUUAUGUGACAGUGAGCUGGAUGAUGUGCAGGAAAAGCAGGAGGAAGACACGAGUUUUGACAUGCCACCAUCCUGGGUAGCCCCAGUGCACAUAUCUCCCAGAGAGUUUGAGACCCGCUGUUCCCAAGGGAAGAAGGUGAUCCUGUACAAGAAAGCCAGACUGGAGAAAUGGGCACCAUACCUGAAUGGCAACGGGCUGGUGAAACGCCUCACUGUCUAUGCAGACCCAGACUGUGCUGAAGUAGUGGAGGUGAAGGAAUGGUUCAAAAACCGAGAGGACAUGUUGGAUACAAGAGAAAUAAAUAAACAAACCCAACUGACCAGAGACUGCUUCAGCCCAGGACACCUCCUUGCUCUUAAAGCUCACACCUACACAAGGCUGGAACCAGAGGCUGACCACACAAUGGAGUUUUACCACGAGGCAAGAGUCGAUGGCCUCCAGAAACGUGUUGCAAAGGCUGAGGAGAUGACAGAGUGCUUCGUGGGACGGGAGGACUUCCUGCACCUCCGGCACGUCUGCUUCGGCAAGCGAGGAAAGCCAGUUCCCUUGGCUGGUGCCAGAGCUGACGUGAACAUAGUGCAAAUCAAGGAGUGUUUCCACAGAAACCUAGAAAAGCCAGCUGAUGAAGAUGUAGCAGAACGUAUCUUCCUGAUCUCAGAGGAGUCAAUCCAUCUGACAUACCACCUCAAGGACAAAUACAUUACUGCCUCAAAGAAGGAUUUCUUCAAAGUGGCAGAGAAUGAUAUGAAAGCAAAUGAAGCCAUCAUGACCCCAGAAAUGUGCAUCACAUACCAGGCAGGGUCAUCUGAGAGAGAUGAGAAGCUGCUCCAUCUGUACAAGUUGUUGCAGGAGCUAACAGAGGAAGAGAAGCAGCUGAAGCAACACAUCCAGCAAUCUGAAGCAGAGGUGUUACAGCUUUUGAAGACCCGUGAGAGUGAGGAAGCUGCUGUUACAUUGGGUGUUUCAGUUUAUGACACAGAGAGGAAUGGAAAGAGAAGACAAGAGGAUGAAGCCAUGAAGAAGAAAAUGGAGGAUGAACCCCUGGGACAAGAGGAACAGGAUCUGGAUUAUCUGGCACCUUUCCUUAUUCAAAUUGGCUACAGAGCCACAUUGACCAAGGGGCAGGCCCUGCGUGUCAGGGAUGACUGCCUCACCCAUCUGAAGCAGCAUUUUGUUGCUAAGGCCAACAUCAUCCAGGCUCGCUUGGAAAAGGCAGUGGAAGAGCUGCAGAAGAAGGACCAGUGGUUUCGGGAAAACCAGAAGGAGCUCAGUGCAGCAGAGGAGAAGGAUUACUUCACCCAUUGCUCUGAAACCAUGUUCCACAUCCGCAUUCUACAGCUGAGGCUCAACAGGGAGAAGCAGACAGCACCACAGAAGUACCUUGCUCUGGAGGAGAAGCUGUGCAAGGAUCCUCGGCUGGCCGAGCACCUCAGCCACACCUGAUCCAGCCACUGGGAGUUGGUGCUGAGGUCUGGGGAAGGCAGCCUGGAAACAAACAUGCAAAGGUUUUCCUACUUGCCUGCAGUAAAUGUUUCCUUAUCAUCAGCUUUUAAUGUA